Molecule: messenger RNA, 3964 nt
Organism: Daucus carota subsp. sativus
Lineage: Eukaryota; Viridiplantae; Streptophyta; Magnoliopsida; Apiales; Apiaceae
Product: endo-1,4-beta-xylanase 1
Exons: 11
Coding region: 139-3489 (1116 amino acids)
Biological process (GO): carbohydrate metabolic process
Molecular function (GO): hydrolase activity, hydrolyzing O-glycosyl compounds
Source: RefSeq, a predicted model, not a curated record
AAAAAACAGAGGGAGUAUUAAUCCGUUAAAAACCUUCAAUACAACCGAGGAUCUUAGAUCUUAUGAAUAUGGAAGGUAAAGCCUUGACAUCAAGUUCAGUAAGAAAUUGAUUCUGUGUUGUAUUGAUUGUGUUAUAUUAUGAAGAAGGCAUUCAAGAAAAUCUUCAAGACCCAUUCAAGAAAACAUUCAGAGGAAGCAAAAGAAGCUAUGGCAUAUCCAUCCACUAGCAAUGCUAAUGAUGUCUCACAUUCUGAGGAAUUUAAAGAGGGUUCUAAAAAGUCAAGGGACAAUCUUGCUGCUAAUCUGAUACUAAAUCAUGAUUUCUCUAACGGGUUAGAUUCAUGGCACCCAAAUUGCUGUGAAGGCUACGUGGCUUCUAAUUCGGGUUAUCCUCAAAACAUAUCAGCUAGUCCAGGCAAUUAUUAUGCUGUAAUAACAAAUCGCAAGGAAUGUUGGCAGGGCCUUGAGCAAGACAUCACAACAAGAGUUUCCCCAGGUCUCACUUAUACAGUGUCUGCUACUGUUAGUGUAUCAGGGCCUCUUCAAGACAUUGCUGAUGUUUCCGCUACACUCAGAUUAGAAUAUCGUAAUGCAGCAACUAGCUAUUUGUUCAUCGCAAGAACAUCUGUUUCCAAAGACGGAUGGGAGAAGUUGGAAGGAACAUUUCUAUUGUCAGAUAUGCCUGAUCAGGUUGUGUUGUAUUUUGAAGGACCCUCUCCUGGAGUAGACCUACUCAUAAAAUCAGUUUCGGUUUUUAGUCCUAGCGAGUUCAGAAAAUUCGAAGAGGGUGUUAAAACUUCAUGGAAGAACCUCGUCGACAAUAUCAUAAAAAACCAUGACUUCUCUGGAGGAUUGGAUUCUUGGCAUCCAAAUUGCUGUGAAGGGUAUGUGGCUUCAGCCACAUUGGAUUACUCUGGGGAGACAUCAGAUAGGUCAAGAAAUUAUUAUGCUGUAAUUACAAAUCGAAAGGAAUGUUGGCAAGGCCUGGAGCAAGACAUCACUUCAGGAGUUUCCCCAGGUUCCACAUAUUUAGUUUCUGCUAUCGUCAGCGUAUCAGGGAAUCUUCAGGACUUUGCAGAUGUUUCUGCUACACUCAGACUAAUGCACCAAGACAAAACAACUAGCUACUUGUUCGUUGCCAGAACUUCUGUUUUCAAAGAUAAGUGGGAGAACUUAGAAGGCACAUUUUCCUUGCCAGAUACGCUUGAGCGAGUUGUGUUAUAUUUUGAAGGACCAUCUGCUGGAGUAGAUUUACUAAUAAAAUCAGUUGUAGUAUCCGGUCCUACCUUCAGCGAGAUCAGGACUGGAAGCAUAGAAUAUGUCUCUGGUGGAAAGGAGAUCACCUUGAAUCCUGAAUUUGAUGAUGGCAUUCAGUGUUGGUCCGGAAGAGGCUGCAAAAUUGUUUUGCAUAAUUCCAUGGUAGAUGGAAAAAUUCUUCCCGCAUCUGGAAAGUGCUUUGCAUCAGCAAGAGAACGCACAGCGACUUGGCAUGGCAUUGAGCAGGACAUAACUGCAAGAGUGUGCCGAAAGCUUGCAUAUGAGGUAUCUGCUACAGUUAGGAUAUUUGGUAACAAUGUUAGCAAUGCAGAUGUCCGGGCUACCUUGUUCGUUCAAACAUCAGAUCGCCGUGAGGAAUACAUAGGAAUCGCAAAUGCUCAGGCAACAGAUAAAGAUUGGGUACAAUUGCGUGGAAAAUUCCUUUUAAAUGGUUUUUUUUCGAAGGUAGUAAUUUAUCUGGAAGGUCCACCACCAGGCACUGAUAUCCUCCUCAACAAUUUUGUUGUUCAGCGUGCAGAAAGACGCCCUCCAUUGCUUGCAAAAGUUUCUGAGAGAGUAGAUUAUGGAGCAAAUAUAAUGACCAACAGCAACCUUGGUAACGGAACAAAUGGAUGGUUUCCCCUUGGUAAUUGCACUUUGAGCACUGGAAUUGGUUCGCCCAAUACAUUUCCCCCAAUGGCAAGGGCUACUUUAGGGCCUUGUGAGCCGUUAAGUGGUCGUUUCAUUAUUGUUUCAAAUCGUACUCAGACUUGGAUGGGCCCUGCUCAGAUAAUCACAGAUAAAAUAGAACUCUAUCGUACAUAUCAAGUUUCUGCUUGGGUUAGGAUUGGUUCUAAUGCAGCUGGUCCUCAGAAUGUAAAUGUUGCAGUUGGUGUUGACAGCCAAUGGGUAAACGGGGGCCAAGUUGAGAUUAAUGAUCAAAGAUGGCAUGAAGUUUGUGGGUCUUUCCGGAUUGAGACAAAACCAACUAAGGUGAUGGUUUAUGUUCAAGGUCCUGUAGCAGGUGUUGACUUGAUGGUUGCUGGAAUGCAUAUUUUUCCUGUUAAUCGGCAUGCAAGGUUCAGACACUUGAAAGAUCAAACUGAUAAGAUACGUAAACAUGAUGUUGUCUUAAAAUUCUCCAGAUCAGAUUCAGUUAGUACGCAGGGAAUACCCGUAAAAGUCCGACAAGUACAUAAUAGUUUCCCCUUUGGCUCAUGUGUGAGUAGAAGUAACAUAGACAAUGAAGAUUUUGUUGAUUUUUUUAAGCAACAUUUCAAUUGGGCUGUGUUUGGAAAUGAGCUGAAAUGGUACUGGACUGAGUCGGAGCAAGGAAAAAUAAAUUACAAGGAUGCUGAUGACCUGUUGAACUUUUGCGCCAGCCAUAACAUUGAAACUCGGGGUCACUGUAUAUUCUGGGAAGUGGAAGACACAGUUCAGCCAUGGAUCCGGGCUUUGAACGAGAAUAAUUUAAUGGCAGCAGUUCAGAAUCGCCUAACAAGCCUUCUCACCCGCUACAAGGGGAAGUUUAGGCAUUAUGAUGUAAACAAUGAGAUGCUGCAUGGAUCAUUCUUUGAAGACCGGUUAGGAAAAGAUAUCCGAACGAACAUGUUUAAGAAAGCUAACCAACUAGAUCCUUCUGCUAUGUUAUUUGUAAAUGAUUAUCAUGUAGAAGAUGGAUGUGACAGUAAGUCAUCUCCAGAAAAAUACAUUCAGCAAAUUCUUGAUUUGCAGGAACAAGGAGCUCCUGUUGGAGGAAUUGGUAUUCAGGGACAUAUAGAUUAUCCAGUUGGUUCCAUAGUUUGUUCUGCUCUUGAUAAAUUGGCUAUUCUUGGCCUUCCAAUCUGGUUUACAGAACUAGACGUGUCUUCUAGCAACGAGCAUGUGCGAGCUGAUGAUCUGGAAGUUAUGCUUCGAGAGGCUUUUGCUCAUCCAGCAGUGGAUGGAGUAAUGUUAUGGGGAUUCUGGGAAUUGUUUAUGUGCAGAGACCAUUCACAUCUGGUGAACGCGGAAGGGGAAAUCAACGAAGCUGGCAAAAGAUAUCUUGCACUUAAGCAAGAGUGGAUGUCUAAUGCACAGGGACAUAUUGAUGAGCAAGGGCAAUUUGGAUUCAGAGGCUUUUAUGGGACAUAUGAAGUGGAAGUUGAUAUCAGUCACUCUAAGAAGAAGAUUAUCAAGCCAUUCGUUGUAGAGAAAGGCGAGUCACCUUUGGUUUUAUCUAUCGACUUGUAGUUUCUCAAGACUAAUUCUGGAAGGAGAAUGGUCUCGGCUCUUGAUCAUGCACAUUGGGCUAACCUUUUGCUUGUGGUUUAUGGAUUACCUACUUUCUAAACUAAUAUGCAUGGUUUGUGUUAUAGAACUAAAAACGGGGGUGAGCGAUUCGUGCUUUGGACUGGUCUCGGUGCGAGAUGCCUACGUAUCUUCUGUGUGAAGAAGAAUCAAGUCCAAAACGUAGUUCUAGUUAUGAGGGGUAGAGCCCUUUAUAUAGGCGCUUCGGAGUCAGAAGUGGGACGGAAGUACGAUUCCGUGUAUCAGACUUCUUAUCGAAGUAUGCCUCGAAGCAAGAGAUAAGAUAGAACUCUUAUCCUCUUGUUGUUGACGUUUAUCCGAACUUCUGAAUAUUUAUCUGCUAGAAUCAGAUGUAUUAUAGAAUUUGGACUUGUAACUGGACCUCUAUUAAUUAAUUACGAAAUUAAUUAAUAUUUAA